Molecule: messenger RNA, 375 nt
Organism: Plasmodium fragile
Lineage: Eukaryota; Apicomplexa; Aconoidasida; Haemosporida; Plasmodiidae
Exons: 2
Coding region: 1-375 (124 amino acids)
Source: RefSeq, a predicted model, not a curated record
AUGAAAAAAGGUGGGAAAAAAAAACAGGCGGCGCGCAGCAACCAACUGGGCAAAGGAUUAAAUGAUGAUUCUGAAGAUGAGGAAGUCAUAGAAAGCGAAUCUUCGAGCGAUGAAGAGGAGGAAACCAACUCCUCCAGUGAAGAAUCAAUCGAUAGUGAUUCCGACAAUCCGUCGGACAAAGAGCAGGAAGACCAAGCGGAAAAGCAAAUACAGAUAUAUUUCACAUCGGACGUGGCUAAUGAAAAGUACCAAAUGGAAGACACGAUUUACACCAUUCCAGCUAGCUUCAGAAGAAUCGACUUGUCAAGGAUGGUCAAAAAAUUGCUGGAUAUAAAGGAAAACGUCAAAAAUAGCGAAAAUGUAAUUGAAAGGUAA